AUGAGGCAAGUGCAAAUGCGAAUUCGGAAAAAUAGAAUCGCUACAGUGGCAUGGGGGAUGGAUAUCAUAGGACCCAUCGAACCCCUGGCCUCCAAUGGACAUCAUUUCAUCUUGGUCACCAUCGACUACUUCACUAAAUGGGUAGAAGCCACUUCGCACAAGUCAGUAACCAAGAAGGUCGUGGCUGACUUUGUCAGAAACAAUCUGAUAUGUCGCUUUGGUGUACCGGAAUCCAUCAUCACAGACAAUGGUGCCAAUUUAAAUAGUCAUUUGAUGAAGGACAUUUGCGAACAAUUCAGGAUAACCCACAGGAACUCUACCGGCCGGCCACAGAUGAAUAGAGCCAUGGAGGCCACUAACAAAAACAUGAUGAGAAUCCUGAGGAAAAUGAUCGACAACUACAGGAAUUGGCACGAACAGCUACCUUAUGCCCUGUUGGGGUAUCGGACAACGACCCGCACUUCCACCGGGGCAACUCCAUAUCUCCUUGUCUACGGUAUAGAAGCGGUCAUACCCACAGAAGUGGAGAUCCCCUCACUCUGGAUCGUCCAAGAGGCAGAACUAAAAGAUUCAGAAUGGGUCAGAAAUCGCUACGACCAGCUAGCUAUGAUAGAUGAGAAGAGAAUAGUGGCUAUGUGCCACGAACAGCUAUACAGGCAAAGGAUGUCUCGAGCCUUCAACAAAGGGGAGGGCCUGACUUUUCCAAAUUGGACAACUCGUGCUCAAGCGGGUCUUUUCCCACCAAGAAGAAUAUAA
Molecule: messenger RNA, 756 nt
Organism: Lycium ferocissimum
Lineage: Eukaryota; Viridiplantae; Streptophyta; Magnoliopsida; Solanales; Solanaceae
Exons: 1
Coding region: 1-756 (251 amino acids)
Biological process (GO): DNA integration
Molecular function (GO): nucleic acid binding
Source: RefSeq, a predicted model, not a curated record